Austrofundulus limnaeus is the source of this 2687-nucleotide messenger RNA. It is a transcript of the gene ackr4b, whose product is annotated as atypical chemokine receptor 4b. The record is from RefSeq and is a predicted model, not a curated record. The transcript has 2 exons. Gene Ontology annotation, biological process: calcium-mediated signaling; cell chemotaxis; G protein-coupled receptor signaling pathway. Gene Ontology annotation, molecular function: scavenger receptor activity; C-C chemokine binding; C-C chemokine receptor activity. Lineage: Eukaryota; Metazoa; Chordata; Actinopteri; Cyprinodontiformes; Rivulidae. Bases 225 to 1349 code for a protein of 374 amino acids. Gene Ontology annotation, cellular component: external side of plasma membrane; membrane.
CACACACACACACACACACACACAAGUGCACUCAGAGCUACGUGGAGAGGAGACACGCUCCCAGUGUCAGCUGGAAAGUGAGUGGGUUGGGAUUAGUCACUUCAGUCCUGGAGCACACACAGCCCGUCUCCUCAGGACACACAACAACACUUCAGAGUGUCCAACCCCCUGAGGGACUACAAUCUUCUACAUCAACUUCAAAGCAUCAGCAGCCAAGAGGAAACAUGGAGGGCCUCUACAACAGUUAUGAAGAGGACUUUACAUCAAAUGAAAGCUACGACUACAGCUAUGACCACAGCCAUGAACACAGCGUCUGUGACAAAGAAGCCGUGCGUUCUUUUGGUGGCAUCUUCCUACCGAUCAUCUACGCCCUGGUUCUGGUGGUGGGCUUGGCUGGGAACGCCCUGGUCGUGGUGGUCUACGUGUCCCGACUGAGACUCCGGACCCUGACGGACGUGUGCAUCCUCAACUUGGCCAUUUCAGACCUGCUGCUCCUCUUCACUCUGCCCUUCUGGGCUGCCGAUGCCGUCCACGGCUGGAGGUUGGGUGAAACGGCCUGCAAGCUCACCUCCUUCCUCUACAGCACCAACUUCAGCUGUGGCAUGCUGCUGCUGGCGUGCAUCAGCGUGGACCGCUACCGAGCCACAGCCCAGAGCACGGCUGGCAGAACCGGGACGGGUCCGCGGGUGAGGACGCAGUGGCUCCUGGUUUGUGUUGGCCUGUGGGCUUUAGCCAGCUUCCUUGGCCUUCCCGAGCUCAUCUUCUCCACGCUGAAGCACUCCCAUCACAGGACCGGGUGCACGUCCAUCUACCCGGCCAACAUGGCGCAGCCGGCAAAGGCCGCUCUGGAGCUGACGGAGGUCAUCCUCCGCUUUCUGCUGCCGUUCCUGGUCAUGACGGCGUGCUACUGCCUGAUCGGGCGGGCGCUCGGCAGGGCCGCCGGGGUGCGGCGGGAGAAGAAGUGGCAUGCCCUGCGGGUCCUCCUGGCGGUGGUGGCUGUGUUCCUGCUCACCCAGCUGCCCUACAACAUGGUGAAGCUGUGCCGAGCCAUGGACAUCAUCUACCACCUCGUCACGGACUGCGAGGUCAGCAAGGCCCUGGAUCGGGCCCUCCAGGUGACGGAGAGCCUGGCCCUCAGCCACGCCUGCAUCAACCCGGUGCUCUACGCCUUCAUGGGGUCCUCCUUCAGAGGACAUGUCCUGAAAGCUGCUAAGCACCUUGGACAGCGGCUCAGACACUCAAGACAAGUGGACGAGGAGCCGGCGGUGGAGAUCGCCCUCCACACACCCAGUGAGAACCAGUCCCAGUCUGGUUCAGAAGAACAAGAUACCACCACCUUCACCAUCUAAGACCCCAGCAUGUAUUUACUGUAAGCACUUCUGUGUACUUGAUAUGUUUACACACUUUUACUAUCACAUAAAACACAUACAAAUAGUCACACAUAUUAGAUCUUUGGAUAAAAACUAUGUAAAGUGAUGUUUUAUGAACUAAGCUAUGUUUUUUUGUAUAAAUUAUGUAUUUUCCUAAAUAAAAAGAGCAAAGUUCUCUGCAACACAUACACAUGUUUGAAUUAAACCCAGCUGUAUCUCAAGCUGCACGAUUUUAUCACUUUGGGUUUUUCACAACAAAUCCAUUCAACUUUACAAUUUCUGCGUUGGAUUCCAAGAGAUCAUCUGCAUCUCAUUUCGUUACAUCCCGUGGCUUCGGGUUGGGAUGAAGGAUGGCGAGAUCGCACAGUGGGUGACCCAUUGAGUCAAAACACAUUUGGCAGGCAAAGACAGACCGGCUCACAGCAGGAAGGAGCCCCUCCGUGCUAUCGGCGUAGUAAACAGCAAAGCUGGAUGUUCCUCGGAGGAGCUUGAAGCAUAACUGUUGUUUUUAAUCCUCUCGUCUUUGUUUGUUUCGAUAAUUUAGGCUCAUAAACGGGGAUGAUUUGCAGCAAAUCGCUCCCUCCAGAUCACUUUUUCACAUUAUUUGGUGCCAUUGUGCAACAUUAUGCCAAACGUAACUGGGCCGAAACGCUCGGUGCGUCAAAUCUUGGCUCAGGGUACCGAAUGGCCUCAGUCCAACAGUUCUCAGUUUGUUGAGACCCUCUUCACCCUCCAACGCUGAGGGUUCAGCUUGUUUUGGCAAAACAUCCAGACUAGAUCCACAAAAGAUUCUUCCUAUUAAACUUUUUUACACAAAACAAACUGGCUGCUCAUUUUAUUUAGCAUGCAGUCAACCUGUUUUCACCAUGAUACCUCACAAUGUGGGUUUGUGUACAGCAAACACUUUACACCGACUUUAACUUGCAACAAGUAAAGGCAUGACAAAACACUGGGAAAACACAAGAAUUAAGUUGUAUAUUACCAGGUAAAGAGGUAAUUAAGGAGCUUUAGUUCAGGUCACAGGUCUCAUGAAAACGUGUUACCACAAAUUUAAAGUGACAUUUUUAAACAGCUGAAGACAUUUGAACCUGAGAUCAAAACCCAGCUGUGAUAUAAAAAAAGGCAAACAGAUUCCAAAAGGGUGUGCAGUUACAAAAAACAAAGUUUAAUAAUGUCAAAACAUUUAAAGAGCCCGGAAUUAAAAACCUGUUGGAUUCCACUAAAAGGUUUGCAUAACAGUGUUUUGGAACGUUGUGCUCGUGUGAGUGUGAAUGCAAAUGUGAGCACCCCUAAAACAAAACAAAACAAAACAAAACA